This is a messenger RNA of Oncorhynchus keta (chum salmon), 3345 nucleotides long. RefSeq names its product GTP binding protein 3, mitochondrial (gene gtpbp3). Gene Ontology annotation, biological process: tRNA methylation; tRNA wobble uridine modification. Lineage: Eukaryota; Metazoa; Chordata; Actinopteri; Salmoniformes; Salmonidae. The record is from RefSeq and is a predicted model, not a curated record. Gene Ontology annotation, cellular component: mitochondrion; cytoplasm. Gene Ontology annotation, molecular function: GTP binding; GTPase activity; protein binding.
CACGCUUUCGUCUUUUUGGAAACGGAAAGAAAGAAGCAUGGAGACAGGCGAUGGGAGUUUGUGCGCUUGAAUGUCACCGAUAGAUAGUGAAUACAACUCUGCGUUAUCUAACUUCCAUAUUCAAGUAUUUCAGUCACCACCAGAACGUUUGACAGAAUGCCUCGAGUGAAUCUCACGUGAGAUUCGCCUUUUGAUGGUAACAUUGGUAACAUUUCACAUGGACAGCUCUAGUUGUUAUAGCUUCUACCGAGAAUAGGGUCUACACAUAACCUUGCUAUCUAUCUACAUACAAUGGGCAGAGCCUAUCAGCUAUGUAACAUUGGUUGUGAUUUGCUUUGAAUCAUAAUGUUGCCAUGCUCUUGGGGAUUGUGGAGAAGCGCUAUUCACACCCUCAAGACAUUCAGCAGAGCAUCUCCAUCAGCGAGGGGCCUGUGUAUCCCGACCAGAGCGGUAUGUGAUGCUGAGACCAUCUUUGCCCUGUCGUCGGGCCACGGCAGGUGUGGUGUGGCGGUGGUCCGUGUCAGUGGUCCUGCCUCCUCCAUGGUUCUGAGAAACAUGGCAGGUCUGAACAAGCCUCUACCCCCUCCCCGUACCGCCCUGCUACGGAGGAUCACUGACCCCCAGUCCAAAGAGCUGCUGGACCGAGGACUGGUCCUCUGGUUCAAAGGUCCCCACAGCUUCACAGGGGAAGACAGUGCAGAGUUUCAUAUUCACGGAGGUCCUGCAGUCAUCACAGCUGUCUUACAAGCCCUAGGAAGCCUGGAGGGUGUGAGGCCUGCGGAGGCAGGGGAGUUCACGCGGAGGGCCUCACGCGGGAAACUGGGCUUGACGGAGGUGGAGGGCCUGGGGGACCUGAUCCACGCUGAGACUGAGGCCCAGAGGAGGCAGGCCCUCAGGCAGAUGGAUGGGGAGCUGGGCCGCCUCUACCAGGACUGGAGUUACAGGCUCAAACGGUGUUUGGCUCACGUGGAAGCCUUCAUAGACUUCAGUGAAGAUGAGCUCAUCGAGGACGGGGUGUUAAAUCAAGUGGACAGUUCAGUGCGCCAGCUGGAGACAGAGAUAGAGAGACACCUAAAGGACGAGAGGAGAGGAGAGCGGCUGCGCACCGGAGUACAGGUGGUGAUAGCAGGAGCUACCAAUGCUGGGAAGAGCAGUCUGCUCAACACGCUCUGCCAGCGUCCAGCAGCCAUCGUGUCCCCCAUCGCGGGCACCACCAGGGACAUUGUGGAAACCUCUCUGGACAUUGGGGGCUUCCCUGUCCUCCUGAGUGACACCGCAGGGCUCAGAGACUCCUCGGACAGCGUGGAGAGAGAGGGGGUCCGUAGAGCCCGCCAGAGGGUGGAGCAGGCUGAUCUGACCCUAGUAGUGGUGGACUCCACCCAGCUACCCCCAGACCCUCAUCUAGUAGCAGCCUUCCUCCAGGAGCACCUCAGCACUGUGCUGCCCAGCCCUGAGGCCGGCAUGGCGGCUGCCUCAGACAGGGUCCUGCUGGUGCUCAACAAGAGUGAUCUGGUACCUGAGGGGCAGAGGGAAAGAACAGAGGGAGAGCUGAGAGAGAGACCGGGUCUCCCUCCUGCAUGUUUUCUGUCCUGCUCUACCAGUACAGGCCUGGAGGAUUUUCUCACUGUGCUGCAGAGCAGGGUCAAGACUCUGUGUGGCGACCCUCUGAGCGGAGCUCCCAGUCUGACCCAGGCCCGUCACAGAGCCCACCUCCAGCAGAGUGUCCAGGCCCUGAACCAGUACCACCAGUACAGAGACCAAGACCUGGCCCUGGCCGCAGAGGGGGUCCGCCUCGCCCUCACCCACCUGGGACGCAUUACAGGACGGGUCGGAGCCGAGGAGAUCCUGGACAUCAUAUUCAGAGACUUCUGUAUAGGGAAAUAAAUGGUUGAACGUGGAUACAUCUCAUGCAGAAAGGACACUAGAUCACGUGACUCUCACACGAGAUCACAUGACUCUCACACGAGAUCACAUGACUCUCACACUAGAUCACGUGACUCUCACACUAGAUCACAUGACUCUCACACUAGAUCACGUGACUCUCACACUAGAUCACGUGACUCUCACACUAGAUCACGUGACAGGGUGGAACACUAACACAGACUUUAAGUGUAGUUAUUCUAGCAAUAUACCAAAAUGUAACUAGUGUAUUUCAUUGUUUGUCCUGAUCAUUUGAACUGGUGGAUCUCAACUCUUGCCAGACUGAAGAAGUGUAAACAUCUUAGCAGAUCAUCUGUGACUCUCUACUGAGUCACUGUUUGAGUCAUCAUCGCUCUGUGUUCUGUGGGAAAUAAACGGUUUGGUAGGCGAUCAUCUCUGUGUUCUGUGGGAAAAAGACGGUUUGGUAGGCGAUCAUCUCUGUUCUGUGGGAAAGAGACAGUUUGGUAGGCGAUCAUCGCUGUUCUAUGGGAAAGAGACAGUUUGGUAGGCAAUCAUCUCUUCUAUGGGAAAGAGACAGUUUGGUAGGCGAUCAUCUCUGUUCUAUGGGAAAGAGACAGUUUGGUAGGCGAUCAUCUCUAUUCUAUGGGAAAGAGACUGUUUGGUAGGCGAUCAUCUCUGUUCUGUCGGAAAGAGACAGUUUGGUAGGCGAUCAUCUCUGUUCUAUGGGAAAGAGACAGUUUGGUAGGCGAUCAUCUCUGUUCUAUGGGAAAGAGACAGUUUGGUAGGCGAUCAUCUCUGUUCUAUGGGAAAGAGACUGUUUGGUAGGCGAUCAUCUCUGUUUUGUUGGAAAGAGACCGUUUGGUAGAUGAUCAUCUCUGUUCUAUGGGAAAGAGACAGUUUGGUAGGCGAUCAUCUCUGUUCUGUGGGAAAGAGACAGUUUGGUAGGCGAUCAUCUCUGUUCUAUGGGAAAGAGACAGUUUGGUAGGCGAUCAUCUCUGUUCUGUCGGAAAGAGACAGUUUGGUAGGCGAUCAUCUCUGUUCUAUGGGAAAGAGACAGUUUGGUAGGCGAUCAUCUCUGUUCUAUGGGAAAGAGACAGUUUGGUAGGCGAUCAUCUCUGUUCUGUCGGAAAGAGACAGUUUGGUAGGCGAUCAUCUCUGUUCUAUGGGAAAGAGACAGUUUGGUAGGCGAUCAUCUCUGUUCUGUGGGAAAGAGACAGUUUGGUAGGCGAUCAUCUCUGUUCUGUGGGAAAGAGACAGUUUGGUAGGCGAUCAUCUCUGUUCUAUGGGAAAGGGACAGUUUGGUAGGCGAUCAUCUCUGUUCUGUGGGAAAGAGACAGUUUGGUAGGCGAUCAUCUCUGUUCUGUGGGAAAGAGACAGUUUGGUAGGCGAUCAUCUCUGCGCCCUUUGUUCCCUCUCUCCAUCUGGCCUUGAUUAAAUAUUUACGUUUCCUCGCUGAACUCCUCA